Messenger RNA from Gryllus bimaculatus (two-spotted cricket), 1227 nucleotides. The record is from the annotation of a GenBank genome assembly. Lineage: Eukaryota; Metazoa; Arthropoda; Insecta; Orthoptera; Gryllidae.
AUGAAGCCUGUGAUAUUUCUGCACCCGGACUUGGGAAUCGGAGGUGCAGAAAGACUAGUAGUGGAUGCGGCGCUUGCUCUGAAAAGAAAAGGAUGUGCUGUUCAUUUCAUUACAAGUCAUCACGAUCCAACUCAUUGUUUUGCGGAAACUAAAGAUGGAACGUUUCCCGUCACUGUUGCUGGUGACUGGUUGCCGCGAAGUAUAUUUGGACGAUUUUAUGCUCUUUGCGCGUACAUUCGGAUGAUCUAUGCUGCAUUUUAUUUAGCAUUCUUCAGUGGACUGGAUCCCAGUGUUGUCAUCUGUGACCAAAUAUCUGUUUGUAUACCUAUCCUCAAAAUCUGUUCCAUGAAAGUGAUUUUUUACUGUCAUUUCCCAGACCAACUGCUAAGUAAACCAGGUGGACUAUUAAAGUCUUUAUAUCGAGCUCCACUGAAUUGGAUAGAAGAAACCACUACAGGUCAAGCCGAUAGAAUUCUUGUCAACAGUAGAUUUACAUCUGAGGUUUUCAAAGAAACCUUCCAAAGACUGAAUAUGCACCCAAAGGUUUUACACCCUUCUCUAAAUACUGAUUUUUUUGACAAACAUUCUGUGGAACCUCUACAGAAAUACGUUUCCACCAAAUUGAAAGAAGGGUCAAUUGUCUUUCUUUCAAUUAAUCGUUAUGAAAGGAAGAAAAACUUGUCACUUGCAUUGGAUGCAAUGGAAAGUUUACACUCUUCCUUAUCAGAAGAUGAGUGGGCCAAAGUGCAUUUAAUAAUUGCAGGGGGAUAUGAUCACAUUGUCCCUGAAAAUGUUGAAUAUUUUGUUGAACUUGAAGAUCAAUAUAAAAAGUCUUCCAAUCUCAAGGAUCACGUGACAUUCCUGAAAUCUCCAUCAGAUUCAGCAAAACUUUCAUUGUUGAGAGGCAGUUCAUGCCUUAUAUAUACUCCUGAAAAUGAACAUUUUGGUAUCGUUCCCCUUGAAGCAAUGUAUUGCUCAAUACCGGUAAUUGCUGCAAAUAGUGGUGGACCAACAGAAACUGUUGUUAAUGAGAAAACUGGAUUUUUGUGUCCUCCAAAUAGCCGAGACUUUGCAUCUGCAAUGGAAAAGUUUAUUAAAAAUAUUAACCUUUCUCAGGAGAUGGGAAAAGCUGGACAAGAACGUGUAAAGAAAUCAUUUUCUUUCUCUGCAUUCUCUGAUAAUUUGUAUUCAGUGGUUAUAGAGUUUGAAGAUUCUAAACAAAAAUAA